This is a messenger RNA of Trichophyton rubrum CBS 118892, 1845 nucleotides long. RefSeq names its product hsp75-like protein. The record is from RefSeq and is a predicted model, not a curated record. The transcript is spliced from 7 exons. Lineage: Eukaryota; Fungi; Ascomycota; Eurotiomycetes; Onygenales; Arthrodermataceae. Bases 1 to 1845 code for a protein of 614 amino acids. Gene Ontology annotation, cellular component: cytoplasm; cytosol; plasma membrane. Gene Ontology annotation, molecular function: ATP-dependent protein folding chaperone; ATP binding; misfolded protein binding. Gene Ontology annotation, biological process: vesicle-mediated transport; cellular response to unfolded protein; protein refolding.
AUGUCUACUGAAACUUACGACGGUGCUAUCGGCAUCGAUCUUGGCACAACCUACUCUUGCGUUGCCAACUAUGAGGGCGCCAACGUUGAGAUCAUCGCCAACGAGCAGGGUAGCUUUACUACUCCCUCCUUCGUCUCCUUCACCGAUGAGGAGCGUUUGAUCGGUGAGGCCGCUAAGAACCAGGCCGCCAUGAACCCUGAGAACACCAUCUUCGAUAUCAAGCGUCUUAUCGGACGACGAUUCGAGGAUCCCGUUGUCAAGAAGGAUGUCGAGUCCUGGCCAUUCAAGGUCAUUGAACAGGGCGGCAACCCAGUCGUCCAGGUCCAGUACCUUAACGAGACCAAGGUCUUCUCUCCCCAGGAGAUCUCCUCCAUGGUUCUCAUGAAGAUGAAAGAGGUUGCCGAGACUAAGCUCGGAAAGAGCGUCUCCAAGGCUGUCAUCACUGUCCCAGCCUACUUCAACGACAACCAGAGACAGGCCACCAAGGAUGCUGGUGCCAUUGCCGGUCUCAACGUUCUCCGUAUCAUCAACGAGCCCACUGCUGCCGCCAUUGCCUACGGUCUCGGCUCUGGAAAGUCCGAGAAGGAGCGCAAUGUCCUCAUCUACGAUCUCGGUGGUGGUACUUUCGAUGUCUCCCUCCUCAACAUCCAGGGCGGUGUCUUCACCGUCAAGGCCACUGCCGGUGAUACCCAUCUUGGUGGUCAGGAUUUCGACACCAACCUCCUCGACCACUUCAAGAAGGAGUUUACCCGCAAGACCAAGAAGGAUCUCUCCGGUGACUCCAGAGCCCUCCGAAGACUCCGCACUGCUUGCGAGCGUGCUAAGCGUACUCUUUCCAGCGCUACUCAGACUACCGUCGAGAUUGACUCUCUCUUCGACGGUGAGGACUUCAAUGCCCAGAUCACUCGUGCUCGUUUCGAGGACUUGAACGCCAAGAUCUUCGCUGCCACCCUCGAGCCCGUCCAGCAGGUCCUUAAGGAUGCUGGCAUUGACAAGAGCAAGGUCGACGAGAUCGUCCUUGUUGGUGGUUCCACCCGUAUUCCCCGCGUCCAGAAGCUCUUGAGCGAUGCUUUCGAUGGCAAGAAGCUCGAGAAGGGUAUCAACCCCGAUGAGGCUGUUGCCUACGGUGCCGCCGUCCAGGCCGGUAUCCUCUCCGGAAAGGCCACUUCUGCUGACACCAGUGACCUCCUCCUUUUGGACGUCGUCCCACUCUCACUCGGUGUUGCCAUGGAGGGUAACAUCUUCGCUCCCGUCGUCCCCCGUGGUCAGACUGUCCCAACCAUCAAGAAGCGUACCUUCACUACUGUUGUCGACAACCAGCAGACCGUCCAGUUCCCCGUCUACCAGGGUGAGCGUACCAACUGCGAGGACAACACCUCCCUUGGAGAGUUCACUCUCUCCCCCAUCCCACCAAUGAAGGCUGGUGAUGCCGCCCUUGAAGUCGUCUUCGAGGUCGACGUCAACGGUAUCUUGAAGGUCACUGCCACCGAGAAGUCUUCCGGCCGCAGCUCCAACAUUACCAUCUCCAACGCUGUUGGCAAGCUCUCCAGCGCCGAGAUCGAGGCUAUGAUCAGCGAUGCCGCCAAGUUCAAGUCCAGUGACGAGGCCUUUAGCCAGCGCUUCGAGGCCCGCCAGCAGCUCGAGUCCUACAUCUCCCGUGUUGAGGAGAUCAUCACCGACCCAGGCAUGUCCCUCAAGAUCAAGCGUGGCAACAAGGACAAGAUCGAGUCUGCUCUCAGCGACGCCAUGGCUCAGCUCGAGGUCGAGGACUCCUCCCCCGAGGACCUCAAGAAGAAGGAGCUUGCUUUGAAGAGACUCAUCACAAAGGCCAUGUCCACCCGAUAA